AUGGGAACUAUGUGUGAGGUGUGUGGCGAGUUUGAAGCGAAAUAUAAGUGCCCGCGCUGCUUCAAGAGGACGUGCUCGUUGAAGUGCUCGAAGCUGCACAAGACGCAGAGUGGGUGCGAUGGGAAGAGCCAUGAUCCUACUGUAUACAUUGAGAGUCGGUCACUCAAGGAAGCGGAUGAUGAAGCGCAUGAAUCAAACGUGUUGGUGCAGCGAGAUUUUAAUUUUCUGACCAAUAUUAAACGUGAAGUUGAGCUCAAGAGAAGGGACGGCAAGACCAGAAACAAAAGAACAUUGCAGGAUAGCUUUGGGAGCCAUAACAACGCUAGCAAUAAGCGCGGAAGAUUUAGUUCUGAGGACUGCCCAAGGAUUAUCCGGCGUGGUGUCAAUUGUUUAGUGCUGCCGAGGGGUAUGCAGAGAUCUAUGGCCAAUAAGAGCAAAUGGGAUAAGGCGUUGGACCGGUUUGUAUGGACGAUAGAGUGGGUGUUGUUUCCGCCAAUUUUAGAUGCAGCACCGAGUGAGGUGGUCGGGAACAACUUUUCUCACACAAGUCACAGGAUUAAGGAAGAUGAUACCCUCGUCGAGGCAAUGGGUAAGAUAAUAUAUGACAAAUGUCGUGAGUUUUACAAUCUGAGAAUCGAAGAAGAUGGAACUAAUACCGAAACAAAAUCAACGAGAUCACAGGCCUUGGUCAAAAGUCGAUUGAAGUUUUAUACCAAGUGGUUCCCAUAUAAUACAAUGCAAGCAUUAGAUUCCAAAAAAUUGAUUGAAUUAGAUUCUUCGAAACCUAUUUGCGAACUAUUUAGAAACAAGACGGUGCUUGAAUUUCCGACGAUAUUUACUGCCAUUGAUGAAACGGAUCUUCCCAGUGAAUAUUCGGUAGUUGAUGGACAAGACUUUGAGCACGCAAUAAAAGGAGAAGAGACAACAACAGCACACAAUGGAGGUGAAAGCUUGAGCGACUCUGAUAGCGAUAGUGUGCCCCUAGAGGAGAGCUAUAAAUUGGUUCCAUCAAAGCGACAGACUACACAGAUUGCAGAUGCUGCACCUGCCCUAGAGGUUCCUCAAAAGAACGAACUCAAGCAAGCUUCGCCCAUAAAGGCCGUUCCGACUCAGUCAGCACGAUAUAGUGAGAAAGAAGAGGAGGAUGACGACAGCGAUAGCGAUGGAUAUGAUCCUGGUAUAACAAUGGACUUUUUAGCAGGUUAA
Molecule: messenger RNA, 1206 nt
Organism: Zygotorulaspora mrakii
Lineage: Eukaryota; Fungi; Ascomycota; Saccharomycetes; Saccharomycetales; Saccharomycetaceae
Gene: BCD1
Product: Bcd1p
Exons: 1
Coding region: 1-1206 (401 amino acids)
Biological process (GO): snoRNA localization; maturation of LSU-rRNA from tricistronic rRNA transcript (SSU-rRNA, 5.8S rRNA, LSU-rRNA); box C/D snoRNP assembly
Cellular component (GO): nucleus; pre-snoRNP complex
Source: RefSeq, a predicted model, not a curated record